AGAUAAACCGUGUUCAGCCCGUUCAGCAGACACGAUUUUCACCACUAAGCGCUACGUAUCACUCAACCGCUUUGCAACUGUUGGGAUCUGCUGAACGCGCCCAUUAUCCAUUAUUAACACUUUUCGGGAAACUGUCGCCUAACCACACUAUUUGCUUUACGUUUUCGUACUAAUCAUCAUAAAACUAAAAUCAAAAUAGUGUUGGGAAAAAUUGGAUUAUCAUUGGAUUGGGAAAAUCAUUGAAUCAAUAUUGAGAGAGAGAGAGAGAGAGAGAGAGAGAGAGAGAGAGAGAAAGAAAGAGAGAAAUCAUAAAACAAGGUUAAAUUAGAUUACCGACUCCAAUAUUAUUUUGUGAGUAAAUUUUUAUAAAAGAUAUGUGGGCAAAAUAUGGAUAAACACACAUGUGCUAUCGUUACGAAUGGUAAUCAUACGGAUAUCGUUUUAAUAACGUAUAGCAAUCGAACACUGUUAAUUGUAACGCAAUUUAAAAAAUUUGGGACAUUUUUGACAAUAAAUCGUGAGCCAUCUGUAAGAAAUUCACUUUUGGAUAUUCACGACGUAUAUAUGACAAAAACGCACUUUGGCACUGAUUCCGAUGAAGUUCACAUAGCUGCCAACUACAUAGCAGAUCAUAUUGACAUUAACAGAUCAUUCCUAUUGUCAAUAGCAUUAAAGGAUUAUAGCAUAGUGACUCUGAGAGAUAUUGCUAAUGCUAUAAAACAGAUAAAACCGUGGUAGUGUAAAAUUUACUGCAGCACCAUGAGCUUAAUUUUUGGUCAACUGGUUAUUGGUCCACCUGGCAGUGGAAAAACAACAUAUUGCAAUGCAAUGUCCAAAUUUUUGGAAUCUAUCGGCAGGAAAGUAGCUGUUAUUAAUAUCGAUCCAGCAAAUGAAAACAUGGAGUAUACUCCAACUGUAGAUAUUUCUGAGUUAAUCAAACAUGAAGAAGUCAUGACACAUUUUGGUCUUGGACCAAAUGGGGCCUUAGUUUACUGUAUGGAAUUUCUAGAAACCAACGUACAAUGGCUGAUUACCAAAAUUUUAAAUUUAAAAGAUCAUUAUCUCAUUUUUGACUGUCCAGGCCAAGUGGAAUUAUACACACAUCACAAAUCUGUGAGCCAGAUAGCAGAAAAAUUGAAUCAGAAUUUAGUAAGAUUGUGUAGCGUACAUCUUAUAGAUUCUCACCAUUGCAGUGAUCCUGGAAAAUAUUUAUCCUCCCUGGUUGUUUGUACAACAACAAUGUUGCAGAUAGGUUUACCUCAUGUAAAUGUUAUGACAAAGUUCGACGAAGUGAAAAAAUUCAGCGAUUGCCUAGCAUUUAAUAUAGAUUUUUAUACAGAAGUACUAGACUUAAACUAUCUCUUGGAGAAAUUGGACGAAGAUCCCUUCACUGCAAAAUACAAGAAACUGAAUGCAGCAUUAGUGUCAAUAAUUGAAGAUUAUAGUCUUGUUAGUUUUAUACCAUUAGACGUUUCCAAUAAAGCGCUGCUGUUGAAAGUGAAAAACGCUGUAGAUAAAGCCAAUGGAUAUAUCUUCGGUGGUAACGAGCCGCAAAAUGUUCAAAUGCUACUCGCGGGGGCCGUCAGUGAAACCGAGAAGAUGUCGACAUUAGAUACAUAUUUAUGAAAACAUUUUUUCCCAAUUCUAAUUAAUUUCACAUAACUCUAAUACAUACAUUACAUUUUUUCAUUAUAUAAGAAUAAUUUGACGCAAUCUUUAUUAUACUUAUAAAUAAUAAAUGCUGAUGAGAACGUU
Odontomachus brunneus is the source of this 1755-nucleotide messenger RNA. Its product is annotated as GPN-loop GTPase 2. The transcript has 7 exons. Gene Ontology annotation, cellular component: cytoplasm. Gene Ontology annotation, molecular function: GTPase activity. The record is from RefSeq and is a predicted model, not a curated record. NCBI's taxonomy places the organism in Eukaryota, Metazoa, Arthropoda, Insecta, Hymenoptera, Formicidae. Bases 760 to 1626 code for a protein of 288 amino acids.